Molecule: messenger RNA, 902 nt
Organism: Fomitopsis serialis
Lineage: Eukaryota; Fungi; Basidiomycota; Agaricomycetes; Polyporales; Fomitopsidaceae
Exons: 3
Coding region: 423-902 (159 amino acids)
Source: RefSeq, a predicted model, not a curated record
CAGUGCUCGCAUCCUUUCCUUGUCGCUCGCUGAAUCGCUCGUCGACGAGUGCAUCGGACCGUGACGGUGCAUCAGUCAGCGUGUCCGAGUCGAAUGGCACGUUGAUCAGUACAUCGGUGGGUGCGAUCGACGGCACGUCAGCGGGUGCCAUGAAUGGCGACACGUCGACCAGCACGGGUACGUCAGCAGGUACAGUGUCUGUACAAAACAACACGAACGGCGUGUCAGCAUGUACCACUGCGGGUAUGAACGGCAGCGCAUUCUAGCACGAAUGGCGGUUCAUCAACCAGCACGGCGAACGGUGCGUCAACGGGUACGAAUGGCGGUAUGGAUACGAAUGGCGGUACGGGUACGAAUGGCGCCGCUGUUGGCCGGGCGACGACAGGGUAGCCUGGCCGGUGCAACCACAAGCCCUUCGUGCUAUGAGCCAACCGUUGAUCAGGGCGGGCGAAACAUGGGAGGUUACCGAUGACGGGUGGGAGGACAACAUCCGGGAGGAUGAAAUGCGGGGAUCCGUGGGUGACGGGCGGGAAAGCAAUGGGUGGGACAGUGACGAGACGACGAACCGCUCGAACUUCUCUACUAGCGGCAUCCUCGGGCUCGCCCUCGCCUCCGUUUCGUCCAUCUACUUCAGUAUCGCCACUGACGAUGGCAACGCCCUCGCCGCCAACCUCUUCGGUAUGGCGUCUUCCGCCAGCGUGCCAUCCGCGCCGUUCUCCUCCCGCUCUCUUAGGCAUCCUGGCUUCGAUGACGUCUCUUCCGUUCUUAGUGUCGGCGUCCACCCUUCAAAUCUCGUGCCCGACCCGAGCAAGGUCGGGUUCAGCGACUUCGCCACAAACUCCAACUACGACCACACGGUCAAGCGAGAUCUCUGCUGCCUUCGGGAUGACAGCUGUGCCUGA